AUUGUGCUUGCGGCCUGCCCGCUCGUCGUCUUCUUCCUGUACGAUAACUUUAAGGACAGAGUGCCCACCCACACGAUCGGCUGGCUGAUUGCAACAUGCUUCGUCGCAGUGACGCUCCCCAUCUCCAUAUGGGAGAUCAUCAUGCACCUGCGGUACAUGCAGGUCCCCCUGCUCCAGGUCCCGGUCAUUCGUAUUCUUUGGAUGGUGCCGAUCUAUACCGUCGACUCAUGGCUGGCUCUGCGAUUCUCCUGGACGGAACUCCGCACUCUCUCCCUGUACAUCAACGUGGCCAGGGAGUGUUACGAGGCCUUCGUCGUCUACAACUUCCUCAUCUUCCUGGCUCGAUACGUCGCCAUCGCUGGCAGCUCCACUCUGCAGAGAGAGGAGUCGUCCAUGGGGAACGUUCCUCACAUAUUCCCGAUGAGCUGCAUGCUCGAACCAUGGGACACGACUUCAACGGCUCACCAUGAGUCUUGUCUUCGAGUCAAGAGCGGCGUCGUUCAGUACAUCGUUGUCAAGCUCGCAUGCGCGCUUGCGGCGUUCAUCUUGAAACCUCUGAGCAUGUGGGGAGAAGGGCGUCUACAACCAUCUCAAGGGUUCUUCUGGGCCGCCAUGGUCACAAACUUUAGCCAGGCCUGGGCCCUCUACUGUCUGAUCCUCUUCUACAAGGGGCUCCGCCACGAGCUCGCCCCGAUGAAGCCACUCGGGAAGUUCCUUGCCGUGAAGGCGAUUGUGUUCUUCUCCUUCUGGCAGUCGCUCGCCAUCGCCAUCUUGGUUCAGCUCGACGUGAUCGCUGAGAUCCCUUCCAUCUACCCAGAGACGUCCGAGCUGGCGGCGGCAACGCAAGACUUUCUCAUCUGCAUCGAGAUGCUCAUCUUUGCCAUUGUGCAUCAUACCGUCUUCUCCUACAGAGAGUUCCUGCACGAAGACCCCCAGGUCUCAAACAUCGAGCUCGAUGUGGAGAACUCUGAGCCCGGCAGGAAGGACUUCAAGUCAAGGUCUUUCCUCCAUCUUCCUCCUCCCCUUGUCUCAGCUUGA
Messenger RNA from Guillardia theta CCMP2712, 1038 nucleotides. RefSeq lists its product as hypothetical. The annotation marks the transcript as partial. Gene Ontology annotation, biological process: transport. The transcript has 6 exons. The record is from RefSeq and is a predicted model, not a curated record. Lineage: Eukaryota; Cryptophyceae; Pyrenomonadales; Geminigeraceae. Gene Ontology annotation, molecular function: transporter activity.